AUGGCAGAGGCGGACAAAGCAGGAAACACACCGAGGAAAGCAACGGGACUGAACCCAGAAUCGCCGACGACUGCUCGCCCGCUGGACUUUGACGACGAGCCGCAGGAGACGGGCCUGACAUCCACCAUCACCACCAGCCGGUCGUCUUCACAGCUCAACCUGGCAGCAAACAUGCAGAGCCAGGGCCAGACGCAAACGCAUCGAGCGCCCAAUCCGCACCAGAGGGUAAUAGACGAUCUCAGGGAGGCGUUCCCUAACAUCGACGGGCCGGUGGUCAAGGCGGUGGUAGUUGCGAGCGAUGGCAACGUCGAGCGGGCAUUCAACGCAUUACUCGGAAUGUCUGAUCCGGAUGCACAGGAGGAAGUAAGGCCUGCGGUGCCCCCUCGACCAAGUGCUGGCGGGGUAGCUACAUCGACGGCGCAGAGCCAGCUGGAGGACGACGAGCGGUAUGCGCGCCAGCUGGCCGAGCACUACAGCGGCACCGACCAGGCACGGGGGUACUCGCAGCAGCAGCAGCAGUCGUCGUCGUCUAUAUGGGACCAUGGUCCUGCGUCGGGACAGAGGGGCCAGGGUCUGAAGCCGAACGAGCUCUACGACAGGGAACACAGCUUCCUCGACGAUGACCUGCCGAUUAUCAAGGAGAACAUCAGAAAGGGGUUCCUGGAGACACAGUCGCGGGUGAACACCUGGGUGGAGAACUUCAAGAAACGACUGGACGGGGACGAGUCUGACGAGGACGGGCAGUACGGCCAUGGCCAGAGACAGUACGGCCAGGGACGGCAGCAGCAGCAGCAGCAACAGUUUCACCAGCAGCAGCACUCCAACUAUCCCAACCGCCGCAGCGUCGACCGGGAGAGAUACGACGCCGACCCUCACGUCCUCGGCGACGACUUUUCCUCUCUAGAGCUACGAGACAACGAGGCCCCCCCUCCGCGGCCUCCACGCCCGCAGGCCAACCCCGACCUGUUCAAGACGACCAAGAGCGCGUCUGCCUCGCCCGACCGGCGCAAGGUAUCCUUCCAGGACGGCCCGCCAGAAGAGAUCCAGGACUCGUACUCCAGCAACGCCGCGAACACCGCCAACACUACCAGCAAUAACAGCAAUAACACCACGACCGGCAACCGCAGCACGGCCAGCAAGUCGAGCAAGUGGCAGCCCCUGUCGACCGUGGAGCCGUCUCCCGUAGCAGACAACGACCCCUUCAGCCUGGGAGACAGCGACGACGAGCGGGAGAGCAAGCCAAAGGAGGCCAAGGGCGAGGACAGCACUGCAAAGAAGUCCGAGAAGACCAGUACAUAG
Molecule: messenger RNA, 1299 nt
Organism: Nannizzia gypsea CBS 118893
Lineage: Eukaryota; Fungi; Ascomycota; Eurotiomycetes; Onygenales; Arthrodermataceae
Exons: 5
Coding region: 1-1299 (432 amino acids)
Biological process (GO): ubiquitin-dependent protein catabolic process
Cellular component (GO): cytoplasm
Molecular function (GO): ubiquitin binding; ubiquitin conjugating enzyme binding
Source: RefSeq, a predicted model, not a curated record